Molecule: messenger RNA, 1815 nt
Organism: Harpia harpyja (harpy eagle)
Lineage: Eukaryota; Metazoa; Chordata; Aves; Accipitriformes; Accipitridae
Gene: FLAD1
Product: flavin adenine dinucleotide synthetase 1
Exons: 7
Coding region: 16-1689 (557 amino acids)
Biological process (GO): FAD biosynthetic process
Molecular function (GO): FMN adenylyltransferase activity
Source: RefSeq, a predicted model, not a curated record
UCCCCGCCCGCCGCCAUGGUUCCGUCCCCGCGGCUUCCGCCUCCCGGCCAAUCCGUACUGGCCGUCUCUCGUGACGGGCGCGUUGCCCGACCAAUCAGCGUGGGGUGGUGUCGCGGCCUAGCCGGACGGCGGCGGCCGGCCGGGCCCAUGUGGGGGGCACUGCGGGCGGGCGGGACCCUGCGCGCCGCCGCCUCCCGCCCCAUGGCGGUUUCCCGCCCCACGGCGGCCCGGGGCUCCGCCGCCACCGCCGGCAUCAUCGUCAUCGGCGACGAGAUCCUCAAGGGCCAAACGCAGGACACAAACUCCUUCUUCAUGUGCCGGCGGCUGCGCGCCCUGGGCGUGCGGGUGGCCCGCAUCUCGGUGGUGCCUGAUGAGGUGGACGCCAUCGCCAGCGAGGUGGCCGCCUUUGCCGCCCGCUUCACCUAUGUGCUGACCUCGGGGGGCAUCGGCCCCACGCACGAUGACGUGACCUUCGAGGCCGUGGCCAGGGCCUUCGGGGAGAGGGUCACCCCCCACCCCGAGCUGGUGGCCCUGGUGCACAAGUUCUUUGGCAAGACGGACGCGCAGUGCCCCGAGAUGAAGCUGGCUCGUGUCCCUGAGUCCUCUUACCUCAACUACAGCAUGGACAGGUGCACGGGCGGCACCUUCAAAUACCCACUGGUCAGCGUGCGCAACGUCUACAUCUUCCCCGGCAUCCCGGCGCUGAUGGAGCGCGCCCUGGAUGGCCUCACCCACCUCUUCCGCAGUGAGCAGACCCGCUUCCACACCCGCACCAUCUACGUGGCGGCCGACGAGAUUCUCAUCACGCCUGUGCUGGACCAGGCCGACGCCACCUUCCAGGGCCACGUCAGCUUGGGUUCCUACCCGGACUGGGCCAACAACUACUACCGUGUGAAGCUGACGCUGGACUCGGAGUCGGAGCAGGACCUGGAGGAAGCGUAUCGCUUCUUGAUAGAGAAGCUGCCGCCAGGUGUUGUUGUGCCAUUGGUGACGGACUGCGUCUCGCUGGCAGCCACGGAGGUUUAUGGCCUGGCUGAGUCAGGCUCGGCCCUGGGGCAGAAGGUGGCAGCAGCACUGCGGACCAUCGAAGAGGCUUUGAACCGGUACAGCCUGGCCCAGCUCUGCGUGGGCUUCAACGGGGGCAAGGACUGCACAGCCCUGCUGCACCUUGUCCAUGCCGCUGUGGAGAGGCGGUGCCCAGUGAGGCAGGAGAAGCUGCAGGUGCUCUACAUCCGCAUCAUGUCCCCCUUCCCAGAAAUGGAGCAGUUCAUCCAGGCGACCGUCCAGAGGUACAAGAUCAAGCUCUGCACAGUGGAGGGCUCCAUCCGGGAGGCCCUGGUCCACCUGAAGGAGCAGCAGCCACAGCUGGAGGCCGUCCUGAUGGGGACACGGCGGACAGACCCCUACUCAUGCACUCUGAUGCCCAUGUGCAUGACGGACCCCAACUGGCCCCCGUACAUGCGGGUGAACCCCUUGCUGGACUGGACCUACCGGGACAUCUGGGAAUUUCUGCGCAAGCUCUUUGUCCCCUACUGCGUGCUCUACGACAAGGGCUACACCUCCCUGGGGAGCAUGGCCAACACACUGAAGAACCCGGCGCUGCGCUACACCGACGCCCGGGGCCGCGAGAGCUACCGGCCUGCCUACGAGCUGGAAAACGAGGAAGAUGAGCGCACCUCCCGCCAGUGAAGGCCUGUGAGCUGCACUCGGGGAGGCUCUGCUGGUUUGCCGCCAGCAGCCGGCUCCCCCACAGAUGUCCUUGGUGCUGCCAGGGAUGACACUGAAUAAACCUGCUGCCUGCCAGCACUGAAUAAA